AUGGUCAAGCUCGAGGAAGUCGUCGACGAGGAGUUUGUUCGCGAGCAGAGCGGCCCUCACGAUGACGACGACUGGGACACAGACUCUGAGUCAGACACAUCCUCCAUCGUCUCGGCCCCUCCGGACGAAAACUUCUUCGAGCGCCUCUCCGCCCUGCAAGACAUGAUCCCCGCGUCGACACGGCGCUCCGUAAACUCCAAAGUCGCUACCGUCUCGUCGUGGUUCAAGUCGGGCCUGGCCAUGGGCGGCAAGACGCUCUGGGUCGUGAGCACCAGCGCGCUGCUGCUGGGCGUGCCGUGGGCGCUGGCGUACAGCGAGGAGCAGAUGAUUGUCGAGCAGGAGAGGCAGGAGAUUAUGAACCAGCGGGCGCAGAAUGAGUUCAUGGCGCCGGGUACACCGACACCGGGACAGCCGCAGGGCGCGAAGCCUGCGUUGUAG
Messenger RNA from Dothidotthia symphoricarpi CBS 119687, 438 nucleotides. RefSeq names its product mitochondrial import translocase, subunit Tom22. Gene Ontology annotation, cellular component: mitochondrial outer membrane. The transcript is spliced from 3 exons. NCBI's taxonomy places the organism in Eukaryota, Fungi, Ascomycota, Dothideomycetes, Pleosporales, Dothidotthiaceae. Gene Ontology annotation, biological process: intracellular protein transport. The coding region runs from base 1 to 438 and encodes 145 amino acids. The record is from RefSeq and is a predicted model, not a curated record.